AUGGACCCGGAAGCGCUUGUCACGUUCCUGUUCAGAGCACCUCCUGAGGUACGGACAGUGGAGCUCAUGGGAUCAUGGGACAACUUCAACCAACCAUACCGUAUGCACCAUGAUCGAAGACGAGGGAAUGGCUUCUGGAGCGGAUGUUUCAAAUUCGAGAAUAUCAUCUUUGAUGGCGAGGAAUUCCAGUGGACCAAGCCGCGUAGUGGAGGACUCAAGCAGGGCGGCACUUACUGGUACUACUACCGGCUGAACUACGACAUCGAUGCCUACGACGACAGGCAGGAAUACACCACAGGCUGCCCGCUAUUACCUGGACAGGCCGUGAACGUCAUUGAUGUACCAUAUGAGAUGGUGGAGCCCCCAACACGGUGUCACAGCGCAUACGGGGUGACAGAGGACAUUGCUGGCAGUCUAGCGAAUGUCGGCGAGGAAAAGACGCUCGAUCCGGCUCAGAAGAUGGCUGCCCUUGAGCCACCGCCCAUUUCAAAGGUGCACUCUCGGUGCCUGUCCGAUGAAGCACUCGAUGGUCGGCUCGAGAAUCAGAAUGGACCGGUGAAUGUGGUGGACGAGGUUGUUUCGCCAGUCUCUACUGCACACCAUGAGGCUCCUCAAGGGACGCGCGACAGCAAGCUGUCACAUUAUCUGCCAGUGAAGGAUGAGGAUGUCCAGCCAGAGUCUGCCUCCCCAACACAGAGUGCACACAAGGCAGCUGGGAGCGUCUUCUCCGAUACCUUCGACCUGGGAGCUUCGGAGUACUCGGAGAACUACGAUCCUCGUGACCUUCCGAGCUUCCCAUAUCCCUGUGAUCUUGGCCCAACUCCGCUCGGGUCGGACGAGGCUCUAGCAGCAGCAAUGUUCACGUCUGACGAUGUGAUCGCAAGUGUGUUACACGCACAUGACAGCGAGCAACUCGACGAAGAUACUUGCAAGCAGAUGAGGAGGAUAUCUGAGCUCAGUCUCGGACCGAAGUCUGUACAGAAUGUACAGUUCUACGGCUCACGUCCGGGGACCAGCUUGACGGAGGAUCCAGAACAGCACCGGCCUCGAAUGUACUCUCUGCCAAACAUGGAAAUACGAGACUACCUGGACGAAAGCUCACCGGUGUCUCCAACGUCAUGUUACUCCCAUCGUGCAUCGGAGGAUGUCGAUGAGAAUCCAACACCGGUCAGUGAUGGCGCCGGGUUCGACUUGAUCUCACCAACUUUCACCGCAUCGACUGUAGACACCGAGGAUCAUGACUCGCCUUUCACAAUGUCAUCGCAGACGUCUUACACCGGCAGUGAGCAUGCGACAGUGAACGAUGAAAACGUGCCUGAAGCAGAUGCGGGUCGGCACUGGUCGCUUAGCUCCAGCCAGGAUCGAGCUCAGUACGAGGCAGGAAGCGCCACAACGAACGGCCGAUCACACCCGCGCCUUCUAUCGCCGACAUUUGUGAACUACUCCCUUCCAAAUCUGGCAUCAGAAAGCAACCAUUCCCUGGCCAAGACCAUUACAAUGUCACCACCACAACAACCACAGGCACCGCGAUCAAGGCACGAAGUAUACAUACCCACCCCGACCAUUUUCAGUGAAGGUGAAGGAAUAUCCAUGGCGGAGGACAUCUUUAGCGAGUUGGGCUUUUGA
This is a messenger RNA of Fulvia fulva, 1626 nucleotides long. RefSeq lists its product as uncharacterized. Bases 1 to 1626 code for a protein of 541 amino acids. The transcript has a single exon. Lineage: Eukaryota; Fungi; Ascomycota; Dothideomycetes; Mycosphaerellales; Mycosphaerellaceae. The record is from RefSeq and is a predicted model, not a curated record.